UCUUACUUGACACACUCUCGCUCAAACUGCUGCUGCUGUUGAGACCUUUACCCGAAAAAUAACCUAACUGUGCAAAAAAAUACACCAAGAUAACCCAUCGUCAUUAAAAAUUAAAUUUGUUAGAUAAGAUAAGGCAAGUUUAGGACACCAUUUAGUAGGAAAAUUGAAGACGCGAUUUUAUAUUGUCAUCGGAUUUUUAUUUCGAUUUUCUUCGAUUCAUCAUCAUCUUUGGAGAAAGUGGUCGUAAAAAAACAACGACGAUAAUUAAGUGGAUUUUUUCCGGUGUGCUGAUCAGAAAGGAGGAGACGAUCGUUGAUAAGCCAUAACUCGUAGUUAGUUUAGGUUUAGUGGAUGUUAACGAGAAAUCUACACAGCUCAGUUCUGGUAGUGCGGAUUUCAUCAGAAAGAGAAGUCCAGUCUAAUACUGAGUCGAGCAACACCGGCGACUAAAACUAAUGAUGGAUGCAACAAUGGAGGAUAAGACCAACUGUAUGGACGAUCACGGCGACGAGGGCGAUGUUUCUUCAAGAUUCUCAAAUUUGAAUGUCAACGCUGCCGAAUUUGUGCCUUCCUUCUUGGUUAGAACGCCACAACCACCUUCUAACAUUGAUAUCCCUGCGACCAACGGCGACGAUGUUGAAAUGCCGGCAGCCCGAUCCAGAGAUAUUGCACCAGAAAGUUGGGAGGAAGUAGCAGAAGAUGGCGACAGUCCAGAUGGUGACCCCCCGGAAGACGAUUCUGAAGAAGUGGCCCCUCGUAUCAAAAAGAAACCAGUUCGCCCUGAAGAGACCAAAAGCAAGAAGGAACACAUUAACGUUGUGUUCAUUGGGCAUGUUGACGCCGGAAAGUCGACGAUUGGAGGUCAAAUUAUGUACUUGACAGGCAUGGUGGAUAAACGAACGCUGGAGAAAUAUGAAAGAGAAGCUAAAGAAAAGAAUCGAGAAACAUGGUACCUUUCAUGGGCUUUAGACACCAAUGCAGAGGAACGUGACAAAGGAAAAACUGUGGAAGUUGGCCGGGCUUGUUUCGAAACUGAUAAGAAACAUUUUUCAAUUUUGGACGCACCUGGUCACAAAAGUUUUGUGCCUAACAUGAUUAGCGGAGCUGCUCAAGCUGAUUUGGCUGUUCUGGUUAUCUCUGCCCGUAAAGGAGAGUUUGAAACUGGUUUUGAGAAGGGAGGUCAAACAAGAGAGCAUGCUAUGUUAGUGAAAUCGGCUGGCGUCAAGUUCUUGGUGGUGCUUAUAAAUAAAAUGGACGACCCAACCGUCGAAUGGUCCGAAGUGCGGUUCAACGAGUGCAAGGAGAAGCUGUUGCCUUUCCUUAAAAAAUUGGGCUUUAAUCCUGCCAAGGAUUUGACCUUCAUUCCCUGUUCAGGUCUCACAGGUGCAGGGCUAAAGGAAUCUGUGGAUCCUGCGAUAUGCCCGUGGUUCACGGGAAUUCCAUUUAUCCCAUUUAUCGAUGAUUUGCCUGCAAUGGACCGCAAAUUCGAUGGACCAUUUAUGCUUCCAAUUGUUGAUAAAUAUAAAGACAUGGGGACGGUCGUGAUGGGGAAGGUGGAGUCAGGUCAAGCAAAAAAGGGUCAAACCCUCAUCAUAAUGCCUAAUAGGACCACCGUAACGGUCGACCAGCUCUGGUCGGAUGACGACGAAGUGACUGCUGUCGGUCCCGGAGAGAAUGUCAAGAUCAAGUUAAAAGGAAUCGAGGAAGAAGAGGUGUCGUCUGGGUUCAUUCUUUGUGACCCAAGCAGUCCCUGUACCGUUGGCCGUGUUUUUGAUGCUCAAGUUGCUAUUUUGGAAUAUAAGAAUAUCAUUUGUGCCGGAUACACGGCAGUUAUGCACAUUCAUACAUCGUCGGAGGAGGUGACAGUGAAGGCCUUAAUCUGUUUAAUGGAUAAGAAAACGGGAGAAAAGUCGAAGACACGUCCAAGGUUCGUGAAACAAGACCAAGUGGCCAUUAUGAGAUUAGAAACGAACGGAGUCAUUUGCAUGGAACUAUUCAAGAACUAUCCACAACUUGGCCGUUUCACGCUACGAGACGAAGGGAAGACUAUUGCAGUAGGAAAAGUCUUAAAAGUAAUAGAGUAAAAAAAAUGUUAGAACAGAGCUGAUUUCGGAAUGGUAACUUAACUUUGCUUGCGAUACGUGUAUGCAAAAAAAAUGAAAUCAAUCGGAUAUUCAUACUCUAGUAUGCAGUUAAAAAGCAAACUAUUGAAGUUUUUAAAAUUUGCUCCAGAAAUGUGAAUACAAAAACUGAAUUCAGGACUUAAUAACAUAUAUUAAUGAAUGAUGAUGAUACUACAGAUAUUUAAUUACUGUUAAAAAAAUCAAGCUAAUAAUGGAGACCUAUAAUAUGCAUAAUGGGUUUACGUUUGCGCUAUAUACAUAUAUGCGGCUGAAACUCUUCUUUUGUACAGAUAUACAAUUUGUAUCAAUAUAAUAUUCAAAAAUUAACUAAUUAUUAUUGUUAAUUAUUGUUAUUACUCCUCCUCCUCUGUUCUAAAUUAUAUUUGAGCGACAUAACCCGCCGCUCUUUAAUUAUUAUUAUUAUUAUACAACAAUUGCGAAUACGAAUAUAUAGCAAGUACUUGUGUAACAUUGCUGUUAGCUUGGUUAUCUUCCUCUUAUGUUACUCGAUACUCUUCUACUCGCGGACCUUCUCCUUCCAGACGAAAAUCAUCCAAUCAAUCGUGGCUGGCUAACGAAACAAAUAAAACUAAAACUUUCGGAACCAAUA
Molecule: messenger RNA, 2733 nt
Organism: Folsomia candida
Lineage: Eukaryota; Metazoa; Arthropoda; Collembola; Entomobryomorpha; Isotomidae
Gene: eRF3
Product: eukaryotic peptide chain release factor GTP-binding subunit ERF3A
Exons: 15
Coding region: 456-2084 (542 amino acids)
Biological process (GO): nuclear-transcribed mRNA catabolic process, deadenylation-dependent decay; translation; translational termination
Cellular component (GO): translation release factor complex
Molecular function (GO): GTP binding; GTPase activity; translation release factor activity
Source: RefSeq, a predicted model, not a curated record